AUGUCUACUACAGUUGAAAAGAUUAAGGCCAUCGAAGAUGAAAUGGCCCGUACCCAAAAGAACAAGGCUACGUCCUUUCAUUUGGGUCAAUUAAAGGCCAAACUGGCCAAGUUGAGGAGAGAACUGUUAACUAGCGCAGCAUCUAGUGGUGGUGGUGGCGCAGGUAUAGGGUUUGAUGUGGCUAGGACCGGUGUAGCGAGUGUGGGAUUUGUCGGGUUCCCGUCGGUGGGUAAAUCUACAUUACUGUCCAAGUUAACGGGUACUGAGUCUGAAGCUGCAGAAUAUGAGUUUACCACGUUGGUCACCGUUCCAGGUGUCAUCCGUUAUAAAGGUGCCAAGAUUCAAAUGUUGGAUUUGCCGGGUAUCAUUGACGGAGCCAAAGAUGGUAGGGGUAGAGGUAAGCAGGUCAUUGCCGUGGCAAGAACCUGCAACCUGUUAUUCAUCAUUUUGGAUGUGAACAAACCUUUGCAUCACAAGCAGAUCAUUGAGAAGGAACUGGAAGGUGUGGGGAUUCGUCUAAAUAAAACUCCUCCUGAUAUUUUAAUCAAAAAGAAAGAAAAAGGUGGUAUUUCCAUCACCAACACAGUUCCAAUGACCCAUUUGGGGAAUGACGAAAUUAGAGCCGUUAUGGGCGAAUACAGAAUAAAUAGUGCUGAGAUUGCCUUCAGAUGUGAUGCUACCGUGGAUGAUUUGAUUGACGUAUUGGAAGCUCAGUCAAGGAGGUACAUGCCUGCCAUUUAUGUCUUAAAUAAGAUUGACUCCCUUUCAAUAGAAGAAUUAGAGUUACUUUACAGAAUCCCAAAUGCGGUGCCCAUUUCAUCCGGUCAGGAUUGGAACUUAGAUGAACUGCUACAAGUUAUGUGGGACAGGUUAAACUUAGUUCGUAUCUAUACUAAACCAAAAGGCCAAAUACCGGAUUUCACUGACCCUGUAGUUCUAAGGUCAGAUCGUUGUAGUGUCAAAGAUUUUUGUAACCAAAUUCAUAAAUCUCUGGUGGACGAUUUCAGAAACGCUUUGGUCUACGGUAGUAGUGUCAAACACCAACCUCAAUACGUGGGGUUAAAUCACAUUUUGGAAGACGAAGAUGUUGUUACCAUCUUGAAGAAAUGA
Messenger RNA from Saccharomyces mikatae IFO 1815, 1110 nucleotides. RefSeq names its product GTP-binding protein RBG1 (gene RBG1). The transcript has a single exon. Gene Ontology annotation, molecular function: GTPase activity; GTP binding. Gene Ontology annotation, cellular component: cytoplasm. The coding region runs from base 1 to 1110 and encodes 369 amino acids. Lineage: Eukaryota; Fungi; Ascomycota; Saccharomycetes; Saccharomycetales; Saccharomycetaceae. The record is from RefSeq and is a predicted model, not a curated record. Gene Ontology annotation, biological process: cytoplasmic translation.